Molecule: messenger RNA, 1761 nt
Organism: Phytophthora infestans T30-4
Lineage: Eukaryota; Oomycota; Peronosporomycetes; Peronosporales; Peronosporaceae
Product: proton myo-inositol cotransporter, putative
Exons: 2
Coding region: 1-1761 (586 amino acids)
Biological process (GO): transmembrane transport
Cellular component (GO): membrane
Molecular function (GO): myo-inositol:proton symporter activity
Source: RefSeq, a predicted model, not a curated record
AUGGCCGGAAGUUCGCUAUGCUCGAUGCGAAAGUCUCAUGAUCACGAAUCCGCGCCACUGUUGCCAAAAGCGGAUACACUGCUGCCAAAAGAGGGCAAUCCGCUCUACUUGUAUCUGCUCACGCUCUGCUCCACCAUCGGCGGCUUUCUUUUCGGCUACGACACGCCUCACCCUGCAACAUGUGCAUCUAUUCGUCUUCAGGGUGUCAUUUCAGGUGCUUUGGUGCUGCUUAAAAGCCCCGAGGUGUUCGACCUCACGAAUCUUCAGAGCGAGAGCGUCGUGUCUGCUGCAGUAGGUGGUGCGAUCAUCGGCGCUGCUUUAUCCAGUUGUGGCAACGACGUAUUCGGUCGACGUCGAGUGAUUCUCCUCUCCUCCGCCAUGUUCACUGCUGGGUCGGUACUUAUGGCAUCUGCUCAUUCAUUCGGAGAACUGCUCGUCGGGCGUCUCGUCGUCGGUUUAGCGAUUGGAUUCGCAUCAAUGACCAUACCACUCUACAUCGCCGAAGUCUCACCUCCAGACGUCCGUGGUCAACUCGUGUCGCUGAAUAACGCGUGCGUCACUGGUGGACAAUUCUUUGCUUGUGUUCUGGAUGCAAUACUCGCCGAUGCUGACCAAGGUUGGCGCUACAUGCUCGGGUUGGCAGCAAUCCCUGCAUUUCUGCAGUUCCUCGGUUUCCUGGCAUUGCCAGAGACCCCACGCUUUCUCAUGAGUAAAGGACGGAAGGAAGAAGCUUGGGAUUCGCUUAUUAAAGUUCGAGGAACAAUGGACGUCUCAGUAGAAUUCAGCCACGUGGAGGAUGAAGUGGAACACGAUCGCUACGAAGACAGCAACGUAUGGGAAGAACUGAAGAGCCCUGCCGUCAUUCGUGCGUUGAUCCUCGGGUGUUCCAUCCAGGCUCUCGCCCAACUCUGCGGUAUCAAUACGGUGAUGUAUUACGGCGCUACCAUCAUUCAAAUGGCUGGGUUCACCAACCCCACGACUGCCAUUUGGCUCUCCGCGCUUGUAUCUUUCAGCAACUUUAUCUUUACGUUUGUCGGAAUCUACCUCGUGGACCGCGCAGGUCGUCGACUACUUACACUCGGUAGUUUGGCUGGCGUCUUCUUCUCGUUGGUGGCUCUCGGAGGGAGCUUUUACGCUGCAGAGAUGCAGUCCAUGGAGGUUUCAGGUAUCGGUGAAUGCUCAGGCAUCUCAACGUGCUUCGACUGUGUGGCCAGCGCUGCAUGUGGAUUCUGCUCCGAGGGCUCUCCCGACCCAAUCUUCGCAGUAUCCAACCCCACGAAUGCCAACUUGUGUAUGCCAGGCAAUGCUGCGUCAACCACGCAGGGAUCAUGUGCAACGUCGAACUGGUCUUUCCAGGCCUGUCCGACAGACAGUCGAGCUCCUGGCUGGACCAUCUUGGGCGCCCUCUUCGUCUAUUUGGCUUUCUUCGCCAGUGGAAUAGGCUGCAUGCCCUGGACCAUCAACGCUGAGAUCUAUCCACUUCGUGUCCGAAGCUUUGCGUUGAGUGUGGCAACUUCCGUGUGUUGGAUCACCAACUUGCUGGUGUCGUUUACCUUCUUGUCGAUUGUGGACGAGCUGUCCGUAUUCGGCGCUUUCUGGCUGUACGCAUCGAUCGCCUUGUUUGGUUUCGCGUUCUUGUGGAAGGAACUCCCAGAGACAAAAGGCUUGGAACUCGAAGAGAUUCAACACAUCUUUGAGCGUCGUGAACAACGCACCAGCUCCGUUUUCUCGACUAUCAGCAGCAAACGAACGGAUGAGUAG